Molecule: messenger RNA, 99 nt
Organism: Penicillium oxalicum
Lineage: Eukaryota; Fungi; Ascomycota; Eurotiomycetes; Eurotiales; Aspergillaceae
Exons: 1
Coding region: 1-99 (32 amino acids)
Source: RefSeq, a predicted model, not a curated record
AUGCCUGGAUCCAGUCUAAUGCGCAUUCCGGCAAGUAUCAUGGGUCCAGAUAUGCGGUAUCAACCCUCGACCAAGUUGGGGGGGAGCAAGGCACGAUGA